Messenger RNA from Orbicella faveolata, 1895 nucleotides. Its product is annotated as cytoplasmic dynein 1 intermediate chain 2-like. Gene Ontology annotation, molecular function: dynein heavy chain binding; dynein light chain binding. Gene Ontology annotation, cellular component: cytoplasmic dynein complex. Gene Ontology annotation, biological process: transport along microtubule. The record is from RefSeq and is a predicted model, not a curated record. NCBI's taxonomy places the organism in Eukaryota, Metazoa, Cnidaria, Anthozoa, Scleractinia, Merulinidae.
UACAAAGCCUUAGGAAAGUUUCCUAAGGCUCUGUAUGGGACAACAGGAGGUACUUACAGUGCACGUGUUUUCCGUCCCUUCAUCUUUAGUGCUGAUAAGAGAACUGGGUACGAGCGAUUGAAGGUGUUGUUGUCGGCCAUAUUGGAUACCUGCUGAAGUACAAUAUUUAACCAAGACUCGUUGUACGAAAAGGUUCGAGAAAGAUGUCUGAUCGAAAAGCUGAGCUAGAGAGAAAACGAAAACGCCUAGAAGAGAUCAAGAAAGCCCGAGAGGAAAAGAAAAAGGAUUUAGAGCACAGUAAAGUAGCAGCCACUCCAAAGACUAUCACUAGUGCCGCUGCCUCAGCAACAGAAUCCAAAGAGACUGAUAUUGAGAGAAAGAAGAGAGAAGCUGAUGAGCUGCUCAAGGGAAUUAUGCCUGAUGAUGUGAUCGAUGGCUCAGCAGUGUCUCCACUAUUACAGAAGUCCAUGAAUACUGAAGCUUCCAGCCCAGGCAAGGAUGUAACAUCAAGACCUUAUGUAUCACCAGAGAAGAAAAAAGCAGUCAAAUUGGGUGUGUCUCAGCUUACACAGACAAAUAUUCCACCAAAGGAACCUGUCUUAUACAACAAAGAGACACAAACUCAAAGUGCUGAACCAGAAGAACCCCCAGAUGAAUUUGAAGCCUCUGCUAUGCCAAAGGCAAAGGAGACAGACGCACAGUCAGAACCAGAAGAUGGAGAAGAAGACAGCAGGGAGGAAGUUACAGUUAUAGAGCUUAGUGAUGAACAAAAGGAACACAUUUUGAAUUCUGGUGAAUUUAGCAAGUUCUUUGACAAAGCCACCCGGCUAAUGGAGAGAGCCUUGUGUGAGACAGUGGAUAUCACAUUUGACUAUUCUGGUGCCGAGACAGAAGACAUGGAGGGAGAUACACAGGCGUCUGGCAAACUGUCAAUCAGUCGACAGUUCUUUGAUGAGCGGUGGUCAAGGCAUAGAACAGUGACAUGUUUGGACUGGUCCACACAGUACCCAGAAUUGUUGGUGGCUUCAUAUAACAACAAUGAAGAUGCCCCUCAUGAGCCAGAUGGCGUUGCACUCAUAUGGAACAUGAAAUAUCAGAAAGAAUCUCCAGAAUACAUAUUCCACUGUCAGUCUGGUGUGACAUCUGUCACUUUUGCCAAGUUUCAUCCUAAUUUGAUUGUUGGUGGCACAUAUUCUGGUCAAAUUGUUCUGUGGGACAACAGAAGUAGUAAAAAGACUCCUGUUCAGAGAACACCACUGUCUGCCACAGCUCACACACACCCAGUGUAUUGUGUAAAUGUUGUGGGAACUCAAAAUGCUCACAAUCUGAUCAGUGUCUCUACUGAUGGUAAAAUGUGCUCCUGGAGUCUUGAUAUGCUCUCGCAGCCUCAGGACAGCAUGGAGCUUCAGUUCAAACAAUCCAAGGCAGUGGCUGUCACGUGUCUGUCGUUCUUGGCUGGCGAUGUCAAUAACUUCGUGGUUGGAAGUGAGGAGGGCUCUGUUUACACGGCCUGUCGACAUGGAAGCAAAGCGGGUAUCAGCGACAUAUUUGAAGGUCAUUACGGUCCGGCCACUGGUAUUGACACUCACUCAGCAGCAGGUCCAAUCGACUUCUCUUACCUCUUCUUAACAUCAUCCUUUGAUUGGACCAUCAAACUCUGGAGUCACAAGAACCCACGCCCGCUGUACUCUUUUGAGGAUAAUGGCGAUUACGUGUAUGACGUUCAGUGGUCCCCAAUCCACCCUGCUUUGUUUGCUGCUGUGGACGGUACAGGGAGACUGGACCUGUGGAACCUUAAUAACGAUACAGAGGUGCCCACAGCAACCACGAGUUCAGAGUCAAUGACGUCACUAAACCNACUGAAAACCCAGAUCAAUUAUUGUAAGUUAAUGUAG